UCGGGGGAAAAGAAAACAUUAAAACAUCCCACUUUCUGUGCUCCCGCUGGCCUAGUGAGCCGGCACGGCCUCGACAUGCAGAACGACGCUGGCGAGUUCGUGGACCUGUAUGUGCUGCAGAAAUGCUCCGCGAGCAACUGCAUUAUUGGUGCCAAGGACCACGCAUCCAUCCAGAUGAACGUGGCCGAGGUUGACAGAAUCACAGGCCGGUUUAUUGGCCAGUUUAAAAUCUAUGCUAUCUGUGGGGCCAUUAGAAGGAUGGGUGAAUCGGAUGACUCUAUUCUCCGAUUGGCUAAGGCUGAUAGAAUUGUCUCAAAGAACUUUUGACCAGAAGAGAUCGGGGAAUAUUUGUCAUAAAUAAAAGUGAGAAAGUUUAAAAAAAAAAAAAAAUCCCAGGUGGCCUUUACAGUGUCCUAUUCUAUGGAUGGAGAAUAGCCUGGCUUAACUUGAACAGUGGGUGUUUUGGACCUUCCUUUUUUGUGUGCUAUCUUUAAAAUUGGUGUACACUAGUCAUUGUUUGUAUAUUUUGGGUUAAAUUGCCAAAGUUGUUGAAAGAUUGUGAUUCUCUGAGGAUGAUGUGUAUUACGCUCAGCCUCACAGCCUGCUGCAAGCACUGUAGAGGAACGCCAGGCAUCAUGAUGUCUUACCCACACUCCUGCCGGUGUCCAGAAGGGCAGCCGAUUUGAAGACUUGGCAUUCUAUGAUUCCUAGCAAGGCUUUACACACUUUCCAUGUCUAAUGAUGAUUUUAUUUUUCCAUGAAUUGUUUGUUGAUGGUCUUGUUCACUUUUUUCCAUAGUGAGGAUUUAUCUUUUAGCCACUGUUGUUAUGUAAGAAUCCUCUGUGUUAAGAAUAUUCUGCCAGAGGCUGAACAGAUGCCUCCACAGUUUAGAGCAUGUACUAUGCUUGCAGAGGACCCCAGUUCAGUUCCCAGGAUUCACUCAGGUGACGCACAACCACCUGUAACUCUAGCUCCAGGGCCCCUGUGGCCUCCGCACUCUUGUAAACAUAUCUGCACACAAAUACACAUGUAUAUGCAUAAUUAAAAAUAAAAAUAAAUUGGGGCUGGAGAGAUGGCUCAGUGGUUAAGAACACUGGCUGGUUUUCCAGAGGACCCAGGUUUAAUUCCCAGCACCCACAUGGAAGCCCACAACUGUCUGUGACUCCAAUUCCAGGGGAUCUGACGUCCUCACACAGACCAAUGUGCAGGCAGAACACCAAUGCACAUAAAAUAAAUAAAUAAAUAUUUUUAAAAAUAAAUAAAAAUUAAAUCAUUCUUUAAAAGAACUCCUCUGCCAGACAGUUUACUUCUGUAAGGCCACAGAAGCUGUUCUGCCAGGCAUCACUUCCCCACCUGCUGACUUGACAGUGUCUCCUCUCUGGAAAAACAUGCUCUCCUGGACACAGGUGCUGCUGGCUCCUGCCAUCCUGCUCCCCACCAAAGACUGCUGUGUUUCCUUCUAGACUAUGCAUCUCAGACCAUGUUUGAAUGUAAAACUAACAAAACAACAGCAUGGAAAAUAGUUGUUUUAUGAAGUUAGGAUGAGAUUUCAAGAAGACUCCUAAAGGCCAGAACUGAAAAAAUGCUACGGAAUUAGGGGAAGAAAACUUGCAGUGACCACAUCAGACCAUGUGCCUUAGGAAGAUUCUGCAGCAGACCUCGGCCCUGGUCUCCAGGUGGGACUUAGAGGAGAUGAUUUUAGGCUCUAGUUGUAGCACUCAACUCCCAAGGACAGUGCUUGGUUGGGAAAAGGGUCACAUGUUGAUAAAAAGUGGUUCUGGGGCUGGACAGAUGGCUCGGGGAGUCAAGAGCACUUGCUGUGAAAGCAAGAGGACCUGAGUUCAAGUCUCCAUCACCCAUGGGAAGGCCAGGCAUGGCCGCACGUGCCCAGAACCCCAGCGUUGGGGUGGAGGUGAAUGGGUCCUGGGAGCUCCCUGGCCAGGCAGCCUAGACACAGUAAUGAACUUUCAGGCUUAGUGAGAGCCCUGUGUCAAAAACUAUGAUGGAGAGCGAUAGAGGAAGACACCCAACAUGCAUCUCUGGCACAGGCCUGUACCCAAAUAGACAUGCGAAUAUACGACACACACAGUUUCAUGCCUUUAACUUUCAUAUUACUUUUCAUGUUACGCCACUAAAAUGUACAGUUUGCAU
Peromyscus leucopus (white-footed mouse) is the source of this 2151-nucleotide messenger RNA. Its product is annotated as 40S ribosomal protein S21-like. Gene Ontology annotation, cellular component: ribosome; cytosolic small ribosomal subunit. Gene Ontology annotation, molecular function: structural constituent of ribosome. The transcript has a single exon. Lineage: Eukaryota; Metazoa; Chordata; Mammalia; Rodentia; Cricetidae. Gene Ontology annotation, biological process: translation; endonucleolytic cleavage in ITS1 to separate SSU-rRNA from 5.8S rRNA and LSU-rRNA from tricistronic rRNA transcript (SSU-rRNA, 5.8S rRNA, LSU-rRNA); endonucleolytic cleavage to generate mature 3'-end of SSU-rRNA from (SSU-rRNA, 5.8S rRNA, LSU-rRNA). The record is from RefSeq and is a predicted model, not a curated record. The coding region runs from base 76 to 327 and encodes 83 amino acids.